AUCUGUCCCAGGAAUACUAAAAGAUUAGAAGUUUGCUAACCGAACCAAUUUAGGACUAGGGAGAACGGGACACAUUUAAUUCCGGUUAUAUUAUAUAUCAGUAUAUCACUAACGCUGAAAUUCCCGGUUCUAUCCGGUUAAAUGAGAACCAGUAUCUGGCGGUUACGGCGUCUGCUGCUCUGUUUUCACUUCAGUUCCAGCUCAAAAGAGACGCGUUGAUUGGAGAAAGAGAGAGAGGGAGAGAAAAUUAGGGUUUAGGCUAUGGGAAGAGGAACGAAGAUCUGAGGAGGCAGAGAGAGAGGGAGAGAGAGAGAGAGAGAUCUGAAUCACGCCACUGAGGAUGAGACCUCAAUCGUCGCCGAUCUCUGAAAUGGACGCCACCGACGAUAUGCACGAAGCAUUGUUCGCGAAGAGAGGCUGUUGUUUCCUUAUGCCAUGCCUUGCCUCAUCCAAGCCGUCGAAUCACGGCGGAUCUUUGUGGUGGCAACGGAUCAGGACCGUGGAGCCUGACCAACGACGAUGGUGGAUUCGAGGGUGGCGGAAGAUGAGAGAGUGGUCUGAGCUCGUCGCUGGUCCUAGGUGGAAGACUUUUAUCCGCCGAUUCGGACGCAACCGCUGCUGCGGCGGAGGAGGAGGAGGAAACAUCGGUGGUGGUGGCGAAUGCGCUGGAAACCAUAAUCACGGUAAAUUCCGGUACGAUCCGUUGAGCUACUCGUUAAAUUUCGAUGACGGGAAACAAACCGGACACUUCGACGACGAGUUUCCGUACCGAGAUUACUCGAUGAGGUUCGCCGCGCCUUCCUUGCCGGUCUCUACUAAAUGCUCUAUCGAUUUCGAUAUAGACAAGGACGCGCCGCCGUUUCGCAAGUGAAUGUCACGCGCCUCGACUUUAUUGUAGCCAGUCUUACGUGGGUCGACUCUAGUAAGUGCGUGCGUGCGUGUGUGUGUGAGAGAAGGACGAGAGAGGGCACUCGUUGGACAUAAACUUAAAAAUAUAUUUAAUGUCAUUAGCUAUGUGUGUAUUUAAAAGAAAAUAGCCUCUUUCCAAGUAAUUCUACGUAACAAUUAGCAAGGAAAAUAUUGUGAACGUAGUUUCUUGUUUUUGUUCUUAAAAUGGCUCAAAAAUAAAUUAUCCUAACCAUAAAUAGUAGUCGUGGACGUUUUGACUCUAA
Messenger RNA from Camelina sativa (false flax), 1172 nucleotides. RefSeq names its product NHL domain protein. NCBI's taxonomy places the organism in Eukaryota, Viridiplantae, Streptophyta, Magnoliopsida, Brassicales, Brassicaceae. The record is from RefSeq and is a predicted model, not a curated record.